Messenger RNA from Drosophila biarmipes, 1073 nucleotides. RefSeq lists its product as uncharacterized. The record is from RefSeq and is a predicted model, not a curated record. Lineage: Eukaryota; Metazoa; Arthropoda; Insecta; Diptera; Drosophilidae. Bases 69 to 290 code for a protein of 73 amino acids. The transcript has 3 exons.
GCUCGGGAAAAUCCAAUCAAUUAUCGACAAAAGGGGAAAAUCGUAGGCAAAGUUAAGGGGCUUGAGAAAUGGGAAACAAGCCACGCCGCCAACCACAAAGAGCUCGAGCCGACGAGGCGGAGGCCGGGCCGGAGCGUCCCCAGCAAAAGGCACCUUCGUCAUGGCCCUUCUGGCGCUUGGUCUACUGGCUGGGAGUCCUCAUCCUGGUCUCCGGCGUCGGCGUGGGCAUGUACUUCACCCUCAAGUCGGACUUCGGCGAGUGCUCCUCCUACGACGUGCGGUGCGAUUGAGCCCCCUGGCGACACAAACUUUUACAGGGCUGAGUGAUUUUAUUACCUCUUGAACUUGAGUUAAUUAAUACCAGUCAUGACCAUUGUUCCAGAAACAAAGCAAUGUUUUCCCGCCGAAGCGAAAGCCUUGGGCGUCACCGUAUAGAUCAACGCUGGAAGAUUCUUUACAUCAUACUCCUAGUUUUAAUACUUGUAGUUUACAUUUGCCUGAUCGUUUUAUACAUUCUUUGUAGAGGAGGAGGAUCAAUAUUGGAUUAAUUUAUAAACUUACUAACACCCGAACCAAUAUCUGCGGUAAUACUUUUCUGCUCCAAUUGUGAUACUUUAAGCUUGGUAUUAUUUCACUAUCAGCAACGUGCACGUCAUAUACGGACUCUUUCAACCAGAUCUUAAUUAAAGCCAGAUAAAGCAACUCCCACGCACCCACCUCCUUUAUUGUUAACAAAUACAAAACCAAGGCCGAAGCCACACUAUCUGGUGGUACGCGUUCACAUACAUUUUGCUCACGUUGAGGAGUAUAUCUCUGAUGCUAUUCAAACUUAUUGGAGCGCUUCCUUUUGAUGGCGCUUUGGUUGACUCUUCAAUGGCGAAACAUUUUUAGUUGAAUGAAGCUAGUGAUGCAUUUAUUUUGGGCUAUAUGGAAGCCCCUAGCCGCUGUGUAUUUUGGUGUUAAUUAACAAAGUGGAGUAUAUUCAUUAAUGAUAAAAAAGGCCCACUACUUUACUGUAACCAAAUUCUAUUGCAUCAUGCUAAGAUAAAUAAAAAAUGUAUCUCCUUUGCGAA